Molecule: messenger RNA, 3951 nt
Organism: Acanthopagrus latus (yellowfin seabream)
Lineage: Eukaryota; Metazoa; Chordata; Actinopteri; Spariformes; Sparidae
Product: dihydropyrimidinase-related protein 5-like
Exons: 14
Coding region: 161-1870 (569 amino acids)
Cellular component (GO): cytosol; cytoplasm
Molecular function (GO): hydrolase activity, acting on carbon-nitrogen (but not peptide) bonds, in cyclic amides
Source: RefSeq, a predicted model, not a curated record
AGGUUCGAACGGCUCCUGAUUGGCUGCUGCCGAACUAUCGGCACCGAAGCAUCUGCGGCUCGCGCUGUGCCAGCUGUCCUCGAGCACUCGGCUAGUGCUGGGCAACGGAGAGAAGCUCCUGCUGAGGAGGACCUGGGAAUCAAAAAAAAAAAAAGGGACUAUGGCUGCCAACAUGGGUUCAAUGCGUAUCCUCAUCAAGGGGGGGAAGGUAGUCAAUGAUGACUUCACCCAAGAAGCAGAUGUCUACAUUGAGAACGGCAUCAUUCAGCAGGUUGGAAAGGAACUGAUGAUACCGGGCGGGGCUAAGGUGAUUGACGCCUCUGGAAAGCUGGUGUUGCCGGGCGGAAUAGAUACCAGUGUCCAUAUGCAGGACAGUUUCAUGAACGCAGCCAUUCAGGAUGACUUCUACAGUGGGACCAAGGCGGCUCUGAUGGGUGGCACCACCAUGGUGAUGGCUCUGGUCCUGCCUGAGCAACACUGCUCCCUGCUGGACGCCUAUGAGAACUGCCGAGGUCAGGCCGAUGGAAAGGCGUGUUGCGACUACGCGCUGCAUGUCGGGGUAACCUGGUGGGGACCAAAGGUGCGUAAUGAGAUGGAGACCCUGGUGAGGGAGCAUGGAGUGAACUCAUUCCAGAUGUUCAUGGCCUACAAAGAUUUUAUGAUGCUGAGGGACUCGGAGCUCUACCAAGCGAUGCAGACCUGUAAGGACAUUGGGGCCAUCGCACGCGUCCACGCUGAGAACGGAGAGCUGGUGGCUGAGAGCGCCAAAGAGGCUCUGGAUUUAGGCAUCAGUGGACCGGAGGGUAUUGAGAUCAGUCGACCAGAAGAGCUGGAGUCUGAGGCUACUCACAGAGCUGUCACCAUCGCCAACAGGGCUCGCUGCCCAAUCUACCUGGUGAACGUGUCCAGUAUGUCUGCUGGAGAUAUGAUUGCUGCUGCUAAGAUGCAAGGUAAGGUGGUCCAUGCAGAGACCACUGUAGCUCAUGCAGUGCUGAAUGGGAUGCAGUAUUAUCACCAGGACUGGGCUCACGCUGCCGCCCAUGUCAUCGUCCCUCCUCUCCGCAUCGACCCCAACACGCCUGGAUACCUCAUGGGCCUGCUGGGCAAUGACACUUUGAGUGUUGUGGCGUCGGAGCACCGCCCAUUCAGCACCAAGCAGAGAGCUUUGGGCAAGGAGGACUUCACAAAGAUCCCUCAUGGAGUGGCUGGUGUCCAGGACAGGAUGAGUGUCAUCUGGGAGAGGGGAGUUGUUACUGGAAAAAUGGAUGAGAAUCGUUUUGUGGCAGUGACGAGCUCAAACGCUGCAAAGAUCUACAACCUGUACCCACGCAAGGGUCGUAUCAUCCCUGGGGCUGACGCUGAUGUCGUAGUUUGGGAUCCUGAUGCAACAAGGACGAUCUCUGUGAGCACUCAGGUGCAGGGCGGAGACUUCAACCUGUACGAGGGGCUGCGCUGCCACGGUGUUCCCCUGGUCACCAUCAGCAGAGGACGUUUGGUGUGUGAGAACGGUGUGUUCAUGUGUGCUGAGGGGUCCGGAAAGUUCUACCCACAGCGCACCUUCCCUGACUUCCUCUACAAGAAGAUGGUGCAGAGAGAAAAGACUCAGGCUUAUAAAGGGGUUGCGAGGGAUCCGUACUCUGGCGACGUGGCCAUGGUGGCAAACACCAUGAAAAAGGAGCUUGGUUUAGGCCCCAUAGAUGGAGAAACGCCCCACAAAGGGCUCCAGGGGGCUCGUGUGCACCAGGGAGUCCGAGACCUUCAUGAGUCCUCCUUUAGCCUCUCAGGGUCUCAGGUUGACGACCACAUCCCGAAGAGAUCCUCGGCUCGUAUCUUGGCCCCUCCUGGUGGCCGUUCCAGUGGUAUCUGGUAAUCACUGGUGCUGGAGCUUCACCUGUCCGACCCUCCUUGUUUUGUAUAAUUCUGAGCAACCAGGAAAACUGCACUGAUUUUCAAUCACAGGAUUAAAGUUAAGAGGAGAAAAUAAAUUCAAGCACGUCUGUGAUUUGGGAAGACUUAACUGAUGAUCAGUGAUCUGCCAAAGUGACUUUUACAAAUCUAAUUUGUGUCUUAAUUGGAGUGAAUGACCUGCCUGAUUACUAAAGAGUGAAGGGCUAUCCGUGAUUUUAAAAUGUUUUACCAAAUUCAAGCUGAUCAUACUAACAUUGAAGAAGUCUGCUCAUUAUCACCCUGCUCGUAUCCCGUGAAGUAAUGCAAACUAAACAAACUGUGAAAGAACAAAACCAGUACAGUUUUUGAUGGUUUCAACUGAAGUGAUGUCGACUGAAUUAUUUAAAAAUGGUAGAACUGGAUUCAGUGAAUUAUCUAUUAUACCCCUGUCACUCACACACACACGCAAACAUACAGUACACUGUAGACACCAUAGCUUUAGACUCAUACAAAGAUGUGUGUGGAUUCUGUUUGUGAUUAAAUGCCCACUGUGCUCGGCUUCCUGCUGCACUGUGGGUUCCUCUAGCAGUGUUUUUAUUUCCAAUGGAUGAACUGUGCUGUGUGGUGGUGAAAUCCAACUGCUUCGAAACACCAUGUGAUCCUACAGCUACACUCUCUAAAAUAGAGUCAGACUCGACUUUAUCCAUCCUUAUAUUGUCACUGUCUCUGACCGAAACAACACUCACAUAUCCUGGAAACAUUCCUGCCUCACCUACUACAUAACAGGGUCUAUAGUUACCGAAGUAUACAUCCUGUGGGUGAGAACAAAUCUGGUCCCACAACAGCUAAAUCUAAGCAUUUCUGUCAUGGAAGUGUGGUAUCUAUAGACCUUGCAAAGGACUCAAAGACUGAAAAGAAAAGUCAGUGUGGGAUGGAUGAAGAGAACGUAAUUUCAAGGAUAACAAGAAGGAAAAGCUUUCUGUGAGUUUGCUACUUACGAAACAAAACAUAAUGAAUAUAGCUUGCUGUUAUUUUAUUUGAUAAUUUCUCAAAUCUAACACUUCUAAAGCCCUGAAAGUUCUGCUAGUCCAUCAGUAAUUGUGACAAUUAUUUAGGCUAGUUCAACUGAGCACAAGUAAGAUCACUAAUAAUCAUUUCCCCAGAAAACUCUGCCCUUCUAGCACCCAACAACAGUCUGACUGAGCCAACAACCAACCAGUGAAGAUCAAAACAGAACAGUUAGAAGGAGAGUUAAGUAAAGCCAGAAGGUUUGAUUUGGGAUUUACAAAAGUGGCUUGUCUGUAAAAGACAUUUUGACAAGAUAAUUUUCUGGCAAAAACAAGAAAAGCUUGUACACUUGUUUAUCUAAAUUCACACUCAAACACAUCAUCAAGCACAAGAAGAAGGUGUUGAAAUGAGUUUUCACAGUUGAUAACUGAGGCCCAAGAGGGACCAAAAAGUAACUGAAAAAAUUAAAUGAUGAUGUUGAGUUUCAAUAGCAUCUCACAGACUGCAUUUUGAAAGCAAACUUCCUGGUUGUAGGAAUAAAAUUGGACUGUUGUUAGAGAAGUGUGUCUCCACAGAGCAGGAAGAUUGAGCUGCACAGGCUGAAGAAAACCACUGAUCCUCUCAUCCUCUCAUGUCUCAUUCCUGCCUAGCAGUAUUAUAUUUAUACAUGACUGCGUCUUCUUGUCUGUGAACUAUAUAUUUAGGAUGUUUUUGUUUUGUUUUUAGUUUAAAGGAUAAAUGUGCCAAUGUGAAUCACUUGUGUCACACUCACAUUCAUGCAUGAAGAGCACCACAUGGAGAUGGAGGAGUAAAACCUCUCCUGAACGCCACAGGUUCACAACAACUGGUGCUGUUUUUUACAAUUAACCUACAAUGGCGUUAUUUUAUUGUUGGAUGGUUUUGUUGUUUUGAAGGCACUGUGACUGGUCAGUGGCUGUGUGUGUUUGUAGAUUCUUGUUGUGUUGGACAGUGAACCUGUUGAAUCUAUAAGUGGAUGCUUGUUUCUUACCACAAGAGUAACGGCAAAAGAAUAAAGUGAGAAAAAUAACAUCUUGA